AUGGUGUACCCACCAUAUUAUCGCUUGGCAGUCUUCCUACUCCACCUCGCAGCAGUGACCCAAUCUACCACCAACUUGAUAUUCCACACAGUCUUUUCCAAUCCCUGCAGCAACCAAUGUGAGGAAACUUGCAUUCAAUCCACAAGCAUUUUCACCGAGGGCGACUGUUAUGCCGGCGACCGCCAGUACGGCCUCGCUGGUGCGGCACCGCAGAGUCGCUGGCAUUCCUAUCGUGUCAUCGACAACGGACAAGUGUGCAAAUCCACGUACCUGGAUGCACUUUGCAUGGAACAAGUAUCCGAUUGUCUGGACACGGACUCUUUGGAAGAUCCUUUUGAAAAAUUGUGGGCCCGACCUCCUGUCAACAGUAGCACUUGUUUAAACAAGACUGUGGUCCGAGAUCAAGUACUGGAGCGAGAGCUAUUUGAUGUUCACCUAGAUUGGUGUAUUCCAAACGACAGGACAAGCAACAUUUUCUCGUAUCCCCAAAGCAGCAAUUACACCACCCCCCUAAUCACUGAGCGAUUCUAUCCAGACGAAGAGUCCUGCAUGAGAGGCUAUCAAGAAAUAGCCAUUGCAGAUUUGCCAACUGCUCGAAUACGGCCCAGAUAUUUGGCCGAUGAGGAUCUCUGUGUAACGGAAAACAGAACCAGGUGGGGAUAUGGAAGCCUGAAACUCUACUGCAGCAAUCAGGCAUUCUAUCGCCAACAAUACACGGACUUUGAAUGCCAAAGCCCCAGCACCCCCAUGAGGGCUGGAACUUGCCUUCGCAAUUUUGGACAGGAUAGUACGACAGUGGAACGGUGGUCUCGCAUCGACUGCCACCAACCCACCUAUUUCUGCAAGGAUGUGGCCGCAGUGGCACCCUAUCGAUACACCCGCCUGGAACGGCCUUCAGCAUCUCCCACCAACAUGCCUAGUGGUAACCCCUCUACAACUCCUAGCACGAGUGGAAUGCCAUCGCAAAGCCCUUCUUGGGUCCCAUCAUGGCAACCCUCAAUAUCAGAGACUCCAACCCUUCAUCCAACUGCGAGUUCAUCGGUGACCACAAGUCCCUCCCACAAGCACUCUCUUGUCCCAUCACCACUACUCCACCCCACAUUCGCCCAAUCUAGCACCAACUUGAUUUUCCACACUAUUUUUUCCAAUCCCUGCAGUGACCAAUGUGAAGAAACUUGCUCUCAAUCAACAAACAUUUUCACGGAGGGUGACUGUUAUGCCAGUAACUCCCAGCGCGCCCUUGCUGGCGGGGCACUCCAGAGUCGAUGGUAUUCCUAUCGUGUCAUCAAUAACACACAAGUGUGCAAAUCCACCUACCUGGAUGCCCUUUGCACCGAACAAGUAUCGGAUUGCCUCGACACAGACUCUCUGGAAGAUCGUUUGGAAAAACUGUGGGCCAGGCCUCCUGCCAACAGUAGCACUUGUUUGAACAAGACUGUGGUCCGAGAUCAAGUACUGGAGCUAGAGCUAUUUGAUGUCCACCUAGAUUGGUGUAUCCCAAAUGACAGGGAAAGCAACAUUUUCUCCUAUGCCCAAAAUUACAAUUAUACCAUUCCCCUAAUCACAGAGCGAUUCUAUCCAGAUGAAGAGUCGUGCCUGGGAGGCCACCAAGAAUUGCCUGUCACUGAGUUGCCGGCUGCUCGAGUGCGAUCCAGGUAUUUUGCUGAUGAGGGUCUCUGUGUCACAGAAAACAGAACUGUGUGGGGAUAUGGAAGCUUAAAACUAUAUUGCAACAACCAGGAAUUCUUUCGUCAACAAUACUCGGACUUUGAAUGCCAAAGCCCCAGCAUCCUCCUGAGGGCGGGAGUGUGCCUUCGCAAUUUUGGACUGGAUGGGAAGACAGUGGAACGAUGGUCUCGCAUCGACUGCCACCUACCCACCUAUUUCUGCAAGGAUGUGGCCGCAGUGGCACCCUAUCUAUACAUGCGCAUGGAACGGCCUUCAGCAUCUCCCACCAACAUGCCUAGUGGUAACCCCUCUACAACUCCCACCAUGGGUGGAAUGCCAUCGCAAGAGAGCCCUUCGUUGGUCCCAUCAUUGCAACCAUCAAUAUCAGAGACUCCAAUCCAUCAUCCAACUUCAAGUUCAUCGGUGACCACAAUUCCUUCCCAUGUGCAUUCUCUUGUCCCAUCAGCAACAACAUCCGAUUCUCCUAGUCAGCGUUCAAUAUCGAUUUUGUUGCCGGCAAGUCCCUCCAAUAAUCCUUCCCUGACACCAUCACGCCAACCGCCGGAGACUCCAAGUCUUCACCCAUCUUGGAAUCCAUCAAAAGGACCCUACAAUGCUCCUUCACGGACUCCUUCCGCUGGUCCUUCGAUUUCUCCCACUUUUCUCGGCGUUCCAACUUCCAACGUCUCCUUGGCGCCUUCCCUCCCAACACUGGUGCCAAACAAUACGGAAACGAAUACAACAAGAACAUCCACGACUGUAACCCAAAAGCAAGAGGGGGGCAACACUGAAACUAUCGAUAGGGAGGAUGCAAAAGACAGCGAUGCGGUAGAUGUAUCCAAGGGAUCCAAGCGACUCUCAGGAUUGUGGCUACUGCAAACGUUGUCUUGGCUUCCAUUGGUUGCAGCAUGGGCCAAUCCUUGA
Molecule: messenger RNA, 2592 nt
Organism: Seminavis robusta
Lineage: Eukaryota; Bacillariophyta; Bacillariophyceae; Naviculales; Naviculaceae
Source: the annotation of a GenBank genome assembly